AUGACCGAACUCCAAAAUCCAGGAAAGGGCAAGAAGAAUAGCACUAACGCGAGCGACGUUAGGCUGACUGAGGUCAAAAAGCCGCGGAAAGCCAGAUCCCCCGUCCCUCUCAACACUUUGGAUCCAGACUUCCGGAGGGAGCUUUUGUGGGUGAGAGCUAAGAUCGAGAAAGAACAAGCAGAGAUCAACGAUGCCUUGGCUGAAGAGGAGAACUUGAGGGUUCAUACCGAAAACAACAACUUGAAGGAGUGUGGAUGCUGCUUUGACGACGUGCCUGCGAACAGGAUAGCAAUGUGUGAAGAAGGGCAUAUCUUUUGUCUGAGCUGUUCACGACGCGGCGCUGAAGUUGAGCUUGGAUAUAGACGAACGGUCCUCAAGUGUAUGACAGGUGGAUGCACGGCGGUCUUCCCAGAUUCAGAGGCAGUGCUAUUCCUGGCCAAGCCUGUUUUUGAGGGUCUUUUGCGAGCGCGACAGCAGAGCGAGCUAAAGAUGGAACUGGAGAAGAAUAACGUUUUGAGUGUCCAACACAAGGUCGAGGAGGAAAUGUCGCAGGCAUUGAUUCGCGAAUGUCCGAAGUGCAAGUCGCGCUUCUUCAAGACGGAAGGUUGCAAUAAGAUGACAUGUCCUCAGUGCCACACGCGUAUGUGCUAUGUCUGCAAGAUUCAGAUUAAGGACUAUUCUCAUUUCGACCAGUCGCCAGCAGGACAACCAGCCAAGAAAAAGAACCUGUGCCGAUUGUGGGAGGACACGAUUCAGAGAAACAACGACGAGGUCAAGGCAGCGGCACAAAAGACGUUACAGGAGCUGCAAACGCAGGAUCCCAACUUGGCAGCCCAAGUCCGUCUGGACAUCCCAAAGUGA
This is a messenger RNA of Linnemannia hyalina, 861 nucleotides long. The record is from the annotation of a GenBank genome assembly. NCBI's taxonomy places the organism in Eukaryota, Fungi, Mortierellomycota, Mortierellomycetes, Mortierellales, Mortierellaceae.